Molecule: messenger RNA, 586 nt
Organism: Entrophospora candida
Lineage: Eukaryota; Fungi; Glomeromycota; Glomeromycetes; Entrophosporales; Entrophosporaceae
Source: the annotation of a GenBank genome assembly
AGAAACAUCUGACAAAUAUGACAAAUGCAAUAAAGAAAAUCGAUCACAAUUAUCACAGUUCUCUAAUGAUAAGAAAAAACUUGGUAAUGUCAUAGUUACUAAUGGGAUAAAUAUUGAAGAGAUUUGGAAUAAUGCAAUUAAUCGUCUAAAAGUUAAUAAUAUUGAAGUGCAGUCUAUUAAAGCAAGGAUAAUUGAUCUUACUGAAUCUGUAGAUUGGAAAUUUAUACUCAAGAUGUCUGAUCAUUAUGAUUUAAUUAAAAAAACCAUACCAAAAUUUUUAAAAGGAAAUAUUUCUAGUGAAGUCCUGAAUAUAAUAAAAGAUCCUCCUAAUCAAUUGCAAUUAAUUGAAGAUUUGGUAACAUGGAAAGUGAGUUUUGAUCAAAUCAAAAAUGAUACAGAUGCUAUUUUGGCCAGUAAAAUUACUAAUUUUUUAAAGCUUGAUUUAAUUAUUGAAAUAAGAUGUUAUGAUAUUGAAAUUCUAUUAUUAGAAAUUGGUAUAGAUAAAAAUUUAACAGAUACAAAUAGUGACUAUAAUCAGCUAAAAAUUGCUUUAAAGGACUGCAUGGAUGCAUUUGUUGAAAAAUGA